AGCACAGUAGCGAAUGUAAGUAGAAGGAGGAAGGUAUCACCCAGUGACCCUAUCGUGUCUGGUUGCACCAGGUACAAGUUAUAGAUUACUUUGGCGAGGAGUACGGUUGCUAUAGCUGCGGAUAGGGAAGCUCUCUUUACCAGCCGUGUGUGGUGGUUGCAUUCGAAGAAAGACUCCAGUCCAAUCUUGAGUGGCUAUCUCGAGUUAGAUCGAUUCGAGUGUGACGGUAGUGGUCAUUGGAUGAGAUCCCCCGAAGUACUAUACGAGUUUCUUUUCUUUUCUUUUUUUGUCUUUUUUUUCUUUUCUCAUCUUUCGAGAACGAAGACAUAUUUCCGUGUCCGAAAAUGUCUAGGGUUAGUGGUCGGCCUUGAUUGUAUUCGAAAAGAUCCGAGCGAGAUUCGAGCGAUAACCUCAGCCAGUGUUACUUCGACCCUAUAAGAAGAAAAAAGGAGGAAGGAGAAGAAGAAGAAGAAGAAGAAGAAGAAGAAGCCAAGUUGUUAAGAGAAUGCCUGAAUGGGUGGUGUGUGUUCAUGGAGAUCACCAGGAGUAGAACAGGUCAACGUUAACUCGAUCUUGGAUCGCGUGAUAAGCCAGGCAAGCAACCAAGAUGAUUGUUUGCUCUAUCGUCUAGCAAAUUACAAGAAGGGGGGUGAAUUGAUAGAGGCAUAUAAUUUGGGCGGUCAGCUGGAAGUGGAGAAGUUGAUGAGAGAACAGUUUGGUAUAUUGAUGUAUGGCGAUGGUAAAGGGCAGUUAAUCAAUCGUGCCGAAUACUUACGUUGGAAAUUUCGCGAUAGGGAAGAAGUGAUAUUACCGAUAGAAGCAUCCUUGCUACGUUUUGAUCCUUUAGCAAAGUGGAAAGAUCACGAAGCAUGCUGGCAAAUGCAAUAUCGCGGAUCCCUAGGAGAAAGUUUAUUACACGUACUGAUAAUAUGCGACACCAGGAUGCAUACCAGAAUCGCUAGGAUUCUACUCAAGUGCUUUCCAAGAUUGUCCAUUGACGUGGUAGAAGGUGAAGAAUAUCUCGGUGCCAGUCCGCUUCAUCUUGCCAUUGUUUAUAACAAUAAUGAACUGAUACAGGAUCUGGUAGAUGCCGGUGCUAUCGUUUCUCAACGUGCCAUAGGUAGCUUUUUCCUUCCUAAAGAUCAACAAAGAUCAAAUCCAGCGAGGAAUACCGAUUACGAGGGUCUCGCUUAUCUCGGCGAAUACCCACUUGCUUGGGCCGCUUGCUGCGCUAACGAGAGCGCCUAUAAUCUUUUGCUCGAUGUCGGUGCCGAUCCUGACAAACAGGAUUCUUUUGGUAACAUGAUAUUGCAUAUGGUCGUUGUUUGCGACAAAUUGGACAUGUUCGGGUAUGCUCUACGACAUCCGAAGCUUCCAGCUCGCAAUGGGAUUCUAAAUACCGCUGGCCUGUCCCCGUUGACACUAGCCUGCCAGCUGGGACGUGCUGAGGUCUUUCGAGAGAUGCUGGAACUGUCAGCACGAGAGUUCUGGCGCUACAGUAAUAUCACCUGUUCGGCGUACCCUCUUAAUGCACUCGACACGAUCCUGCCCGACGGUGGAACAAACUGGAACUCCGCCCUAUUCAUCAUCCUGAAUGGUACGAAGGAGGAGCAUUUGAACAUGCUGGACGGCGGCAUUAUUCAGCGAUUACUCGAGGAAAAAUGGAAGACCUUUGCUCGAUUACAGUUCUUGAAACAUUUGAUAAUCCUGGCCUUCCAUUUGACAUCACUGUCCCUGGCGAUUUACCUGCGACCUGCCGAGUUGGAUGCUGUUCUUUUAAAAUGGCCGGAGGAGAUAACGGAGAUGGCACGCAUAGCGGCUGAGUGUAUCACCAUAGCCGGAGUAUUCAACUACAUUUUCCUUCAGCAAGGCGGUGAAAUGAUGAACGUUGGCUUGCUAUCCUUUUUCAAGCAACUGACGCACGAGCCGGCAAAAUUGAUCUUUUUCAUCAGUAAUUUGCUCAUUGUUGCCUGCAUACCAUUCCGUUUCUUUGGUAAUCGUGACGCCGAGGAUGCCAUCUUGAUUGUCGCCGUGCCUACCUCUUGGUUUCUUCUCAUGUUUUUCGCCGGAGCCAUUCGACUUACUGGACCAUUCGUCACGAUGAUAUAUAGCAUGAUAACAGGAGAUAUGCUUACGUUUGGUAUCAUUUAUGCCGUCGUACUAUUCGGAUUCUCUCAAUCGUUCUACUUUCUUUAUAAGGGCUUUCCCGGUGUCAAAUCAUCCCUAUAUCAUUCUUAUCAUUCUACUUGGAUGGCAUUGCUUCAAAUAACUCUAGGUGAUUAUAACUACACCGAUUUGAGUUAUACGACGUAUCCUAAUCUCAGCAAAACAGUGUUCGCCAUAUUCAUGGUACUGGUACCGAUAUUACUACUCAAUAUGUUGAUAGCCAUGAUGGGUAAUACGUAUGCUCACGUGAUCGAGCAGAGUGAAAAAGAAUGGGUAAAACAAUGGGCAAAAAUAGUGGUGUCGUUGGAGCGUGCAGUAUCCCAAGACGAUGCGAAAAAUUAUCUACAAGAAUACAGCAUAAAGUUAGGUCCGAGUAACGAUCCGAAUAAUCCAACGUAUGAAGAGAGAGGUGUAUUAAUAAUCAAGAGUAAAUCGAAAACGAGAGCUAAGCAACGUAAGGGUGCAGUCUCUAAUUGGAAGCGCGUUGGAAAAGUCACGAUAAACGCGCUGAAGAAACGAGGCAUGACUGGCGAGGAAUUGCGACAGAUAAUGUGGGGACGGGAAUCCUUUUCAACGCCUAUACGAGCUAGUGCAAACGUCGGCGGUAACACCGAAGUUUCCGCAUUGACCGCUGGCUUUGGUGACGCACUCACCGCAGCUCUGGACGUGAUGGCCUUCACUCAUGAUUUGAAUCUCCCUGUGGGUACCACCGAGAGAAUACCUGACGGCAACGUGAACGAGAAACAACAGGCUAAGAUGCAAUCAGAAGUCACUAGUAGUUGUCAGAAUGUGCCUUCAACGAAUGUUCGAGAGAAUUGUCAAGUAGAACUUGCAAGUUCGACCAAAUUAACUGAGCUUACUACAGAUUUCAUUGAGAAACUCGUUGAACCCACAACAAAUGUUCCCAUUGAAUCGAAGCUGUCGAAAGAAGAAGAUCCGUUUUUGAAAUUGAUCAUAGCAUCGGAGUUGACGAACGAUCAAGAAUUGCUUCCAAAAUUAGCCAAAGAUGUGUUGGAGGUUGCCGAAAAAUCAGUAAAGAUAGAGACGGACGUACGAUCGAAGUCACAAAUUUUAGAAGGCUUAGCUAUGAUCAUGAUACCCACGACCGUCGAAACUUUUCUGCCGAAAAAGCAAUACUUUGUUGAGUCUAGUGACAAUGAUCUUUGCGCUAAUGAAAAAACGUUAGGAACGGAGUCCUAUCUACGAAGAAUCAGGUCGGCGAACAACAGAUUUAUGAAGAGUAGAAAAAAAUCUGGACGCAAGCCUGCCAACGGCAGUUCGUCGUCGUCGUCGUCGUCGUCGUCGUCGUCGUCGUCGUCGUCGUUGUCGGUUAAGGUGCCGGCAUCGUUGUCAUCGUCGACGUCGACGUCGACGUCGACGUCGACGUACGUCGACAAGAAUAUUAUCGGUUAUGGGUCUUUGCUGAAUGGCCCGGAAGAGGAACCAACGAAGCGUAUCCUGAACAAAGAUCGUAAGAAGUCUGUCGAAACAAUUAAGGACGAGGUCGAGCAAAAUGGUGGUACUCGCAAUCCGUUACAGGAUAAGCCACAGAAACGACGGCCGAAGACAGCUAGGAAUAGAGUAUCUCCCAAGGAGGAGCCAGCGAGGGAAAGAGAAUCGAUUGAGCGAAAUAAGGUGCCUUUAGAAACGACGACGACGACGACGACGACGACGACGACGACGACGACGACGACGGCGACGACGACGGAUCCGUUGGAGCCAUGGAGCACGCGUGGUAUUAAGGACAUGAACGCCAUAUUGGCUUGGAAGGAAAAUACGCCGGACAGUCCUUAAUGUGACUUUAUGAUACUGAGGUUGCACGUACUAUAGUCUCCGCCUUACACACUCGCACACAGUAGUAGCCUGAUUGCAUCGACGAAAAGUCUGCUUUCGCUUGACUCAAAAGUUUACACACCCGAAGAAAUUGGGAUUUAAAGAGGACCGGAGGAAGAGACUUAAUGGGUGCGAGAGAGAUAAAAGACUACGGUGGUGGUCUAUCUGCAAGAAAUUCAUUUAGAAAGAAGAAAGGCAAAAAUAUUUCUAUCCUUUUUUGUUACAUUAUUAUUUAUUGCUUUUUUAUUAACGUUCAUAAUAUGUUUUUUAUUAGUCGCCCAAGUUUCUCGCUAAUUUAUCAACCGGCACUCAAUGAAUAUGAAAUUGCAAAUUUCUAUAUCUGACUAUUCAUGGGAUCAAAGGAAGAAGAAGAAGAAGAAGAAAAAGAAGAAUAUAAAGGUAGAAAUCAAUAUUACAUCUCAAGAUUAGUAGAAUUAAUAGAAGAAGACCAACUUCCUAGCAAGUGACAAUAAUGUUACGAUCAUUAUAUGUUACUACCUUUCAAUGGGUGUCGAGAAAAUGUAAACUCUAGCAAAACACAGUAAUAUUGCAUAAACAUACAUACAUACAUACAUGCGUAUAUACAUACAUGGCUUUUGCAUACAAAGAAUAUUUGCAAGGAAAUCUUUAAUAGUAGAUUUUAAAAGGGCUUUAGAUUUGAACUACACUCUUUGGGGGUUUGUAUCAAUUAGGCAAUUAAAAGUUGAUGCGUAUAAAGGAGUGGAGAUUUCUAAAGGAGGAAGAAAUAAGAUGCGUAACAAUUACUGCGCUCGUGUGGUAAUAUUAUUAAUUUUGAUAAACUAUAUUAAUAUCUUUCAUAUAUCUCUCUCUCUCUCUCUCUGUUCUUACGGAAUAAAUGAAACGAGUAAGUGUCGUAUAAAGGUAAGAAAGUAGCCAUUUGCAGAGUUGUUGAGAUUACUAGCGGGAUUAAAUUUGUAUCGCCGAUAAACAACUUUCAUGAAUGUUUAAUAACGAAAUGAAGCUUUUAUCUGGCCGGUCCUUUGAUUUCUUUGUAUCUUCCAUGAACGUAUGUACGUACGUAUGUAUGUAUGUAUGUAUGUAUGUAGACUGUUUCCAUCUCUUUCUACAAGAAUGGCAUUUGACAAAGGACCCAGAAAAGGUGGAGAGGGAAAGGUGGAGGAAGAGGGGACGAAAAGAGCGUAAACGAUUCGAGGCAGGCUCCGACCACGGACAACGAGAUUCUCGCUCGAUCAAUGAAGAAACUUCCAAACGAACGGGAAUUAUACUCUCUCUCUCUCUCUCUCUCUCUCUCUCCCCCCUCGCCGCCAGUGAGUUUCCUCUGAAACUUCGUUUAAUGAACUUUCGACUUACUUAUACGGAAUUUGAGAGAGAGAGAGAGAGAGAAAGAGUUGGGGUGACACGUCAGUAAGCGACUCUUGGAGCCAAUCGCGUAUAGCAAAAGCAUUCGCGAUGAAUUCACGUAGUAUCGUAGGAAAGUAAGAAAGUUGUUAUAUAGGGAGUUUGUCGGGAUUAGUCGCGGGAUAAAAAUUUGUGCAGCUUCGAUAAAGAAGUUUUGUGAUUUUUAAUAAUAAAAUGAAACUUUGAUUUUUUCAUGUAUUCGCAAAAGAUUAAUUGACAAAUUUUUCAAAAGUAAAAGAAAAGAAAUCGAUCAGGAUGCAUAGUAAAGGAGAUGCAUGGUAUAACGAGAAAGAAGGGAAGAAAAAGGUGGGAAAAUGGAGAGGGUAGUAAGGUACGGUGACGAUCUAAAGAGAGCGUAUAAAGAGACCGAACGAUAAAGAGAAUAAGGGUGGGAAGAGAGCCGAUGGGGAUGGAAGCGCGAGCGCGUAGGAGAAGGCUUUUCUUAAAUUCGGAGAGGAGUGUUAGCAGUGUCUACAGAACGGAUCGAGCAGCAGUAGCAUUGGCAAAAGGGGAAGCUUCGACACAAAGGAGUAGUUUCGAUCAACUCCGAUCGAUUCCAUAGAUAUUGUGUGCACGACGAUUUACGUCCACUUUAUUUCCCACAGGAAUAGGGUGGUGGAUGCAUUCAUGAGAAUACGCAAUAAUAUUAAUUUCUUUUUCUUUAUAUACGAGAAGCGGCACAUAUUUCUAUUGUUAUUAUGAAGAAUAAACUUAUCGAAAGCUUGGAAAUGUUGCAUUAGCUAGGAUAAUAAUAAUAAGCGGCGAUAUCGGAAUUUAAGUUAAAUUAAAAUUUUAAAUUAAAUAAUGUAGAUAUUAGGACGAUUAAAUUCGUUCAACCUCGUC
This is a messenger RNA of Vespa velutina, 6222 nucleotides long. RefSeq lists its product as uncharacterized. Gene Ontology annotation, biological process: calcium ion import across plasma membrane. Gene Ontology annotation, molecular function: protein binding; calcium channel activity. Bases 514 to 3960 code for a protein of 1148 amino acids. The record is from RefSeq and is a predicted model, not a curated record. The transcript has 14 exons. Gene Ontology annotation, cellular component: membrane. Lineage: Eukaryota; Metazoa; Arthropoda; Insecta; Hymenoptera; Vespidae.